CACACGUCGUGAGAUGAACGCAACUUCUAACGCAUUGCCUGUUUUACAUCUCAUAACCGAGAUUCGAAGGCUUGCCUAUUAAAGCCUGUACACGACGCGCAACUUCACACCAGUCCUGCCUUCCACGCAGGGAUGAAAACAAAAACCACAGAGUUCAAGCUUGUCCUAGAUGCCUUUAAUUUCAUGCGAGCGCCCGGCUGGUGAUAGUUGCAGACAAGAAAUGGAUCAACACAACAAACACAAGGCUGCAAAAGAGAGGUGGAAAAAAAAGCAGUUUUAUUCUUAUAAAAUUCUUAUAAAAUUAUGCAGCAUAGAGUUCACAUGCCUUAAAAUAACAAAGCAAUGCACUGUUAAUUUUCCAGAUUAUUCUUUUUUUGUACUUUAUCCUCAUCUAUCAAAUUAAUCCAGUCAAAAAGAAACAGAAGUCAAUCCAAACUGAGCAACAGUAGGUUUUAGCCCACAAUACAACACACUCCUGACCUUGACAUGAUUUUUUUUUUAACAAUGUUUAAGAGCGUUUUAAACAUUAACUGAUUUAUAACCAGGAGCUGCAUGCGUGCUCUACUCCGGACUCCCAAACCUCAAGUUUUCCUACUGCAAUGCAAUUACAGAAAUGCAACAAGUUUGCUUUACUAUACAAACAAACCCCUUACAGAAAAUGGUCUAAAGCUCUAUUAAAAGCUACAAUCAGCCAAAGGUUAGAGACAGUUACAGAGCAGCUAUAAGCAGAGAUGAGAGAAAAAAAAAACAUAAAGCUGAGCUAAAGAGCCAGUUCAAACCGUGCGCUGAGAAAAAACAAUCCCAUCCGACCGCUCCACCGACUCAAUGCAUUACAGAGGAAAUAUCAGUCUAUUAAAGCUCUCCCCCCAAAACCUUCCCCACCGACGGCAUGAAGUUAACAUACCCGCAGGGAAAUGCGCCUACAGACUGAUAAGAACCCCCAAAAGCAAGGCAGAGACAUCGACCUGUCCGCACGGACCUAAUUCAGAGCUCUGUCUCUGCGCAGCUCAUGUAUGGACUGUAUGAGUGUUAAAUGCGACGGAAGGCAGCGGCACGGUGCGCCGUUUAAGUCACAGAAUAUAAAUUAGUUCUGAGAAUUUCGGGGGCUGGUUUUCUCGAGCCGGUGACGUCGCCAGCUCGCCGUCCAGUGACUGUGCGGGCUGAACCAAAAGCAGGGGGAUUCCGGACCCCGCGAAGCGAAUAACUUCGUUGUUAUCGACAAUUAUACGCAUUUUAUUGCUCGUUUGAACGAGUAUUAAAAUAUAUUUUCGCUCUAAAAAUCGCCAGGUGCCGUUCGCGUCUGAAGCAGCGCUUUGAAACGAGUUGGUUUUGAAAACUUUAGAAAAAAGUGUCUCUCCCCUGCGCCGGCAGAGUGGUACGGUCUCAGGCUCAAAUUCCGAGAAUUGUGCUCCUCUGAUUCUUAGAACAGGGGUUCUUAGAAGUGGUGAUGCAAGAAGUUUCUAGGAAAGCGCUACCAGAACUUGACAAAAUGGCUUGUGCAGCAGACAGCUGCAUACAGUUUACGCGCCACGCCAGUGAUGUCCUUCUUAAUCUGAACCGGCUGCGCAGCAGGGACAUCCUCACAGAUGUUACCAUCCUGGUCAACAGACAGCAGUUUCGUGCACACAAGACUGUUCUCAUGGCUUGCAGUGGGCUGUUUUACACUAUCUUCACUGACUCCCACAAGUGCAACCUUAACGCCAUCAGUCUGGACCCAAAGGUGGACCCCGAGGGCUUUGCCAUCUUGCUGGAGUUCAUGUACACUUCCCGUCUCACACUAAAGGAAAGUCUCAUCAUGUCCAUCAUGAAUACGGCCAUCUAUCUGCAGAUGGACCACGUCGUGGACACUUGCCACAGAUUUAUCAAAUCCAGUGAUCCGACUGCCAAGCUGCCCAGAGAUGAGUUUCUGGUCAGUCCCUUGGUGUUGCCUCAGGACAUCCAUGCGUAUCGACCCCAUGAUGUUGUUGACAGUCUGCACAGCCGCUUGGCUCCGUUCAGGGACGGAAGGCCCUACGGCACAAACAUGUUCAGCAGUGUCAGCACCCCCAGUAACUACCACCUCUACGGGCAGUUUCCCAUGCCGGGAUUCCCUUUCCCGAUCUGUAAGCUGACUGAUACCAAAAACGCUUUCGCCGACCUCUCAAAGAGUGGGAUCCACCACAAACACUGCCCUCCUCAUGACGGCACCAAUGGCAUCAGGGCAGACUACGCCAGAGCGCUUGGUACCGGCUCCUCUGGCAUUAUUCACUCAACCACCUUCGCUUCCAGAGAGAUAGGAAGAGACGAUGAGAUGAGGAAGGAGGGGCACGAGGGCCAGCCCAUUGGCCUCAGCUCAAGGAAGCGCGCAUUCCCUGUGUUGACCCUUGAGCACCAGAAAGACUUGAGCAAAGAGCAUGGUUCACAGGCAGAGGACGACCUCAUCCAUCAGCACUAUCCUUUGGGAAUCUCCGCCGGGCGCAAGAGUCUCAUGAGCAGCCCGCAGAGUCCCCUAAAAUCGGACUGCCAGCCCAACUCCCCGACAGAGUCCAGCAGCAGCAAGAAUGCCAGCCUCUCCCACAUUGGCGGAGGGCAAGUGACGCAGGGUACGCCAGACCCUAAAGCUCGCAACUGGAAGAAGUACAAGUUUAUCGUACUAAACCAGAGCGCGAAAGACGACGAGGCAGGGCUGAGGGAUCCCGGGCUCCGCUCCCCUCAGCGCCUCGGCCUGCAGCCCUACAUCCACCCUGGCGACUCGGAGAGCCUUGACGCGCAAGCCACGAGUAAGAGCAGCGACCACGAGGACCUACCCGUGCCACAGGCCAGCCGUCUCAACAACAUCAUCAACAGUGCGCUCGAGGGGUCACUGAGGAACGGCGACGGCCACCCUUCCCACUACCUGAACCGCCUCGGCUGCUCGACCUGCGGCUCUCAGUCCCCCCAACACUCCAACGUCUGUCCCAACAACCCCAGGUCACGCCUCUCUGAAGACAUGGCGGAGCUCCACUCAGAGUAUUCAGACUCCAGUUGUGAAAACGGUACGUUCUUCUGUAACGAAUGCGACUCCAAGUUUGCCGACGACGAAGCCCUGAAACAACACAUGCUUCAAGUCCACAGCGACAAGCCAUACAAGUGUGACCGCUGUCAGGCCGCUUUCCGCUACAAGGGCAACCUCGCCAGCCACAAGACCGUCCACACAGGAGAGAAGCCGUACCGCUGUAACAUCUGUGGCGCUCAGUUUAACAGACCAGCUAACCUCAAGACUCAUACUCGCAUCCACUCAGGAGAGAAGCCAUACAAAUGUGAGACAUGUGGAGCUCGUUUUGUACAGGUCGCUCAUCUUCGUGCCCAUGUGUUGAUCCACACUGGUGAGAAGCCAUACCCAUGUGAGAUCUGCGGAACACGUUUCCGUCACCUGCAGACGCUGAAAAGCCACCUGCGCAUCCACACGGGAGAGAAACCCUACCAUUGUGAAAAAUGCAACUUGCACUUCCGCCACAAGAGCCAGCUGCGGCUGCACCUCCGACAGAAGCACGGCGCCAUCACCAACACCAAGAUCCAGUACCGCAUGUCCACAGCAGAAAUGCCUACCGACCUGACAAAGGCAUGCUAAGCUAAGCUAAAAGAGGGGAACAAAAACAAAAAACGGUUACCUUGGAGGCAGUCUUGACCCUGGCAUUUAACGACCCCCACCCCCUUCAAACUUGUACAAUCAUCCAAAAUUGUAGUGCCACACUGUGUUUUUGAGACAAUUCAAUUGGCUGCGUCUGCCAUUCUAAACGGGUUUCCACUACAUGUGAUGCUAGUGCCACUUAUGGUAUCUUAGUCACUUUAUGAUUUCUAUAUAGAUCUAAUUAUAUAAAUAUAUAUAUAUAUAUAUGUAUGUUGGGAGUGUUUUUAAGCUUUGAAGGUACGUAUAUAAAAGCUUUAUUUUGUUGAGAAGGACGAAAUGUAAACAAUGUGGGUUUUUUUGUGGAAAAUACAGUAUUUUAUAUCAGAGAACUUACUUUUCUGAAAGUAUUGACAAUUUUGACAGGUGGUACAUAUAUUUUAAGAAAAAAAAUAAACAGGCUUUGUGGCUAUAUAAAUUUGUCUAGACAUUUUUAAGCAUAUGUACAGACACGUAGGCGUAAAAGGCAGGACGGGUGGGGCGCAUUGGGACUGGAGGGAAAACGUAUCGGACGGCUGCUGCUGUCUGACUGUUGUGCAUGAGGUAUUUCUUACCGUUGUCGGGCAGACCACGUAAAUAUUGUGACAUAUUGUGUUCUAUCUGUGCGAUUGCUCUCUGCUGGCAGAGCCAAUCUAAGCGUUUUUUGAACUGCAUUUCUGGGUACUGCUUUGUAACGACCAAGAAAAAGAAAAAAAAAAUAGAAAGAUGUUCUCAUUUUGUUUAUCUGUUUUUGUUUGGGUUUUUUUUUUUUGCUUUUUUUUUCCUUUUUUUGCUUCAGAUGUGUUUAUAUAUAGAUGUGACUUUAGGUUUUUGUUAAUUUUUUUUUCAUAAGUGAAAGUUUACAGUUCUUGCUCUUUGUUCCAGAUCCUACCGUAAACUUGUGUCAAUGUUGAGCUCUUAUUAUUUUUUUUGUUUGUUUGUAGAUACACUGUGUAUUCAAUGUGCCUUUCUCUAAGCUGGCUGACCUCUUCAGGGUUCAGACCAGCUCUAUUAAAGGUACAACUCAAGGACACCACUUGUCCUAAUUCCCAGUAUGUGUGUAUGUGUGUGUAUGUAUAUAUU
Molecule: messenger RNA, 4708 nt
Organism: Poecilia latipinna (sailfin molly)
Lineage: Eukaryota; Metazoa; Chordata; Actinopteri; Cyprinodontiformes; Poeciliidae
Gene: bcl6aa
Product: BCL6A transcription repressor a
Exons: 9
Coding region: 1448-3589 (713 amino acids)
Biological process (GO): regulation of transcription by RNA polymerase II
Cellular component (GO): nucleus
Molecular function (GO): protein binding; DNA-binding transcription factor activity, RNA polymerase II-specific
Source: RefSeq, a predicted model, not a curated record